Condylura cristata (star-nosed mole) is the source of this 604-nucleotide messenger RNA. RefSeq names its product cyclin-dependent kinase inhibitor 1C (p57, Kip2) (gene CDKN1C). Bases 158 to 604 code for a protein of 148 amino acids. Gene Ontology annotation, biological process: regulation of cell cycle. Gene Ontology annotation, molecular function: cyclin-dependent protein serine/threonine kinase inhibitor activity. Gene Ontology annotation, cellular component: nucleus. The transcript is spliced from 3 exons. Lineage: Eukaryota; Metazoa; Chordata; Mammalia; Eulipotyphla; Talpidae. The record is from RefSeq and is a predicted model, not a curated record.
GGCUGGGCGUUCCACAGGCCCAGUGCUCUGCGCUCGGUGGGUGCCAGCCAGCGAGAGCCAGCCGGGUAGCAGGACAGGCACCGAGGGGGCGCGGCCCGACGAGACGGACGAGCGAGCAGCAGUCGCAGCCCGCGGCCAGACAACCAGCGCAUUGGCAAUGGAGCGCCUGGUCUCCCGCCGCACGGUCCCGCUGGUGGUGCGCAGCAGCGCCUGCCGCAGCCUCUUCGGGCCGGUGGACCACGAGGAGCUGAGCCGCGAGCUGCAGAUCCGCCUGGCCGAGCUGAGCGCCGAGGACCAGCGUCGCUGGGACUACAACUUCCAGCAGGACAUGCCGCUGCGGGGCCCCGGGCGCCUGCAGUGGACCGAGGUGGACAGCGACUCCGUGCCCGCCUUCUACCGCGAGACGGUGCAGGUGGGGCGCUGCCGCCUGCUCCUGGCGCCUCGGCCCCGCCCGGUCGGCAACGUGGCGAAAGCGCUGGAAGGUUCUCCCAGCCGGGACAGCUGGGAGCAUCCCACGUCCGCACCCCUGCACGAGCCCUACGGAGGGCAGAGGCCCGGCCGCCCGCUCUCGGCUCUGACCGCUGUUUACACGGACAGUCUUUAG